Anoplopoma fimbria (sablefish) is the source of this 2003-nucleotide messenger RNA. RefSeq names its product ddb1 and cul4 associated factor 13 (gene dcaf13). The record is from RefSeq and is a predicted model, not a curated record. Gene Ontology annotation, biological process: maturation of SSU-rRNA from tricistronic rRNA transcript (SSU-rRNA, 5.8S rRNA, LSU-rRNA). Gene Ontology annotation, molecular function: protein binding. Gene Ontology annotation, cellular component: small-subunit processome; nucleolus. The transcript is spliced from 11 exons. NCBI's taxonomy places the organism in Eukaryota, Metazoa, Chordata, Actinopteri, Perciformes, Anoplopomatidae. The coding region runs from base 150 to 1487 and encodes 445 amino acids.
ACCAGGAGGACUGGACAUCCCACAAUGCAUCGCGGUCAAGCGAGUUUCCUCUUCAUCAACACAUGGCCUGUGCAUGCUAAUAUUUUUCUUGGGAAACCCAAGACUAACGACAAUUUUUAAGUGUGUUUCCAUAGAUAUUCUUCUACCAAAUGAAAGUUAAAGUCCUCUCGAGGAACCCGGAUGAUUACAUCCGGGAGACCAAACUAGAUAUUCAACGUGUCCCCAGAAACUAUGACCCUACACUCCAUCCGUUUGAGGUGAGCAGGGAGUACACCCGGGCCCUGAAUGCCACUAAGCUUGAGAGGGUGUUUGCCAAGCCUUUCUUGGCCUCUCUGGAUGGACACAGAGAUGGGGUGAACUGCAUGGCCAAGCACACCAAGAGCCUCUCCACCCUGCUCUCUGGCUCCUGCGAUGGGGAGGUGAAAGUGUGGAAUCUGACCAAACAUGAAUGUGUCCGCACUCUCCAAGCACAUGAAGGUUUUGUCCGUGGAAUGGUUGUCCGCUUUUGUGGAACCUCCUUCUUUACGGUUGGUGAUGACAAAACAAUCAAGCAAUGGAAAAUGGAGGCGCCCGGUUACGGAGAGGAAGAGGAGCCACUUAACACUAUUCUGGGCAAGACAGUCUUCACUGGACUAGACCACCACCAGAAUGAUGCUGUGUUCGCAACAUGUGGCCAGCAGGUGGACAUCUGGGACGAGCAGAGGAGCAGCCCAAUCCGCUCUUUCACCUGGGGCGUAGACAGCUUCAGCGCUGUCCGCUUCAACCCUGUGGAGACUGAACUCCUUGCAAGCUGUGCCUCUGACAGAAGUAUAGUACUGUAUGACAUGAGAGAAUCAGCGCCACUUAAAAAGGUUAUUAUGACAAUGAGGAGCAACACAGUGUGCUGGAACCCUAUGGAAGCCUAUUACUUCACAUGUUCAAAUGAGGACUACAACCUCUACACAUAUGAUAUGAGGUAUCUGGACCGGCCAAUCACGGUGCACAUGGACCAUGUCUCUGCGGUGCUGGAUAUUGAUUAUUCUCCAACUGGGAAGGAGUUUGUAUCUGCCAGUUUUGACAAAACCAUCCGCAUCUUCCCCAAGGACUCUGGCCACAGCAGGGAAGUCUACCACACCAAACGCAUGCAGCAUGUCAUCUGCAUAAAGUGGUCGGCAGACAACAAAUACAUCCUGAGCGGCUCUGACGAAAUGAAUAUCCGACUGUGGAAAGCCAACGCAGCCGAGAAACUCGGAGCGCUGGCCCCCAGAGAGAGGGAGGCCGCCAACUAUAGUCAGAAGCUGAAGGAGAAGUUCGAGCACCACCCGCAGAUCAGACGCAUCGCCCGCCACCGACAUCUACCCAAGAGCAUCUACCACCAGACCAAGGAGCUGAGGGUUAUGAAAGAGGCUCGCCGCAGGAAGGAGAGGAAUGUCCGCAAGCACAGCAAGCCAGGAAGUGUUCCUGUGGUGUCUGAGAAGGAGAAGCAUGUUGUGACUGUGGUCAAAUAGGCAAUGCCGGAGGAGAGAACGGAAGACCAAAAGGGGCCCUGCCUUCAAGAGAUGAGGUGGAACCCCCCCCACCACCCACCCACAAGAUCACAUCCACAUGGGGACAUGUUCAGACUGCUUUCACUGAAGAGUGGGGGCGGGGAAAAUAACUUUUGAAUUUGUCAGUUGUGGGAAGGACAUAUGACAAGUUCUUCAUCGUUUUGAAGUACAAGGACACAGACUGUAAAUACAUACAAACAUGAAACCCUGUAAAACAUUCUCUUUCUACCACCAUCUGCUCUACUUUUCACUGCUCAGUUACACAUAGUUCUGUAUUGGUCUUGUACUAAAGUGACUAAUCACACAUUUUGCUUUGAGCAAAGGGGUUUUCAUUCUUCAUCACAUAUUUUUAAGAAAUUAAAAACUGAUUAAAUUGAUCCAAUGUUUAAAGAAUUAUGCGACUUGGUACAUCCUUGAAACAAAAUGUGUUCCUGUUGUUUCAUUAGUCUUUUUCAUGAAUAAAGUUUGGGAAACGUG